Lotus japonicus is the source of this 928-nucleotide messenger RNA. Its product is annotated as 60S ribosomal protein L15-1-like. The record is from RefSeq and is a predicted model, not a curated record. Lineage: Eukaryota; Viridiplantae; Streptophyta; Magnoliopsida; Fabales; Fabaceae. The coding region runs from base 149 to 763 and encodes 204 amino acids. Gene Ontology annotation, cellular component: ribosome; cytosolic large ribosomal subunit. The transcript has 4 exons. Gene Ontology annotation, molecular function: structural constituent of ribosome; RNA binding. Gene Ontology annotation, biological process: cytoplasmic translation.
GGGCCCGGCCCAGAUUACGAAGAAGAGAAGCCCAAUGAAACAGACAAGAGCUUCUGUAAAAGGUUUCGACUCGGCCACAAAACCCUAUUAACUCCUGGUCAUAGUUGCCGUAGGUGCAGCGGAACCCGUUCCCUGAGGAGGCUGCGCGAUGGGUGCCUACAAGUAUGUUUCAGAGCUAUGGCGCAAGAAACAGUCUGAUGUUAUGCGCUUCUUGCAGCGGGUGAGGUGCUGGGAGUAUCGCCAACAACCUUCCAUUGUUCGCUUGACAAGGCCGACUCGCCCUGACAAGGCUCGUCGCUUGGGCUAUAAGGCUAAGCAGGGUUAUGUGGUUUACCGGGUUCGUGUUCGGAGGGGUGGUAGAAAGAGACCAGUUUCCAAAGGUAUUGUUUAUGGGAAGCCCACAAACCAGGGUGUUACCCAACUGAAAUUUCAGCGGAGCAAGAGGUCCGUUGCUGAGGAGCGAGCUGGACGGAAGCUGGGUGGACUCAGGGUUCUCAAUUCGUACUGGGUCAAUGAGGACUCCACUUAUAAAUACUUUGAGAUAAUUCUGGUGGAUAUUGCUCAUACUGCAAUUAGAAAUGACCCAAGAAUCAACUGGCUCUGCAAGCCAGUGCACAACCACAGGGAGCUGCGCGGGAACACCUCUGCAGGGAAAAGCAACAGGGGUUUACGGGGCAGAGGUCAUCGGUACCACAAAGCACGACCAUCCCGCAGGGCAACCUGGAAGAGAAACAACUCCCUAUCCCUUCGCCGUUACCGCUGAUUCUUUUGCAAUUAUUUUGUUUUUGCUUCAUUUUCUGGAUACUAUAUUGAGGACAUGUCAUUUUACAUUUUGACUGGUAUUCUAUGUUUUGGAACACCGAAAUUAUUGUUCCCCAUGAAUCUGAGUUUUGAUCGUUCACUGGAAAUUAAUAGCUGGUGUUAGUUA